GAUUUGCAAGACAUAGAAGCCCAAUCCGUCCAGAAAACCGCUGGUAAACUAACGGAAAGGCCCAGAACAUGACUUGAUGGUUCUUGAAUUGACACCAAUCAUCGCGACGCCUGUAGAAUUGGCCCGAUCCAUCUAAUUUCCCUGAUAGAAGCGCAUCGAACACGAUGGAUGCUCAUCGAAGCUCUCUACUGCUAGAAGCUUCGCUGGAGCUCAACCUCACCGCCCUCCACUAUAUCUCUCGCACAAUUCCCUGACUCUCUCAGACUCAAUUUUCUCUCACACAAUUUUCUCAAUAGAAUUACUCUCUAUCCUCCUGUUGUCUCUCUCCUUCCUCCCUUAGAGACUGUACAGUAAUCACCUUUUUUCCUAACUCUACCUUCACGAUCCACCUAUAUCCUCUUUCUAUCUUAACGAACCCCUCCUGACUUCCUCACAAUGGCUCCCGCUGUCGGUAUUGACCUGGGUACCACCUACUCCUGUGUGGGUGUCUUCAGAGAUGAUCGCAUCGAAAUCAUUGCCAACGACCAGGGUAACCGCACUACUCCCUCGUUCGUGGCUUUCACCGACACCGAGCGUCUCAUCGGUGAUGCCGCCAAGAACCAGGUCGCCAUGAACCCUCACAACACCGUCUUCGAUGCUAAGCGUCUGAUCGGUCGUCGGUUCCAAGAUGCUGAGGUUCAGUCUGAUAUGAAGCACUGGCCCUUCAAGGUCAUCGAUAAGGCCAGCAAGCCCGUCAUUGAGGUUGAGUUCAAGGGCGAGACCAAGCAGUUCACUCCUGAAGAGAUCUCCUCCAUGGUCCUGACCAAGAUGCGUGAGACCGCUGAGGCCUACCUCGGUGGCACCGUCAACAACGCUGUCAUCACUGUCCCCGCCUACUUCAACGACUCCCAGCGUCAGGCCACCAAGGAUGCUGGUCUCAUCGCCGGCCUGAACGUCCUCCGUAUCAUCAACGAGCCUACUGCUGCUGCCAUUGCCUAUGGUCUUGACAAGAAGGCCGAGGGCGAGCGUAACGUCCUGAUCUUCGAUCUUGGUGGUGGUACUUUCGAUGUUUCCCUCCUGACCAUUGAGGAGGGUAUCUUCGAGGUCAAGGCUACCGCUGGUGACACUCACCUGGGUGGUGAGGACUUCGACAACCGUCUUGUUAACCACUUCGUAAAUGAGUUCAAACGCAAACAUAAAAAGGACCUCACUACCAACGCGCGUGCUCUUCGUCGGCUUCGCACCGCAUGCGAGCGUGCCAAGCGCACCCUCUCUUCUGCUGCUCAGACCUCCAUUGAGAUCGACUCUCUCUUCGAGGGUAUCGACUUCUACACUUCCAUCACCCGUGCCCGUUUCGAGGAGCUCUGCCAGGACCUCUUCCGCUCCACCAUGGAGCCUGUUGAGCGCGUCCUGCGUGACGCCAAGAUCGACAAGUCCUCCGUCCACGAGAUCGUCCUUGUCGGUGGUUCCACCCGUAUCCCCAAGAUCCAGCGUCUCGUCGCCGACUUCUUCAACAAGGAGGCCAACAAGUCCAUCAACCCCGACGAGGCCGUCGCCUACGGUGCCGCCGUCCAGGCUGCUAUCCUGUCUGGUGACACCUCUUCCAAGUCCACCAACGAGAUCCUGCUGCUCGACGUUGCUCCCCUCUCUCUCGGUAUCGAGACCGCUGGUGGUGUCAUGACUCCUCUGAUCAAGCGCAACACUACCAUCCCCACCAAGAAGUCUGAGACCUUCUCCACCUACUCCGACAACCAGCCCGGUGUGCUCAUCCAGGUCUACGAGGGUGAGCGUGCUCGUACCAAGGACAACAACCUCCUUGGUAAGUUCGAGCUUACCGGCAUUCCCCCUGCCCCUCGUGGUGUUCCCCAGAUUGAGGUCACCUUCGAUGUCGAUGCCAACGGUAUUAUGAACGUCUCUGCCGUCGAGAAGGGUACCGGCAAGACCAACAAGAUCACCAUCACCAACGACAAGGGCCGUCUCUCCAAGGAGGAAAUCGAGCGCAUGCUGGCUGAUGCCGAGAAGUACAAGGAGGAGGAUGAGGCCGAGGCUUCCCGUAUCCAGGCCAAGAAUGGUCUCGAGUCCUACGCCUACUCCCUCAAGAACACCAUCAGCGAGGGCAAGCUCAACAUCAGCGAUGCCGAUAAGGAGAAGGUCUCCAGCAAGGUCGAGGAGAUCAUCAGCUGGCUCGACAACAACCAGACCGCCACCAAGGACGAGUACGAGUCCCAGCAGAAGGAGCUUGAAAGUGUUGCCAACCCCAUCAUCUCCGCUGCUUACGGUGGUGCCGCUGGUGCCGCCCCUGGCGGUGCCGCCCCGGUCGAGGAGCGCCCCGAGGAGCUUGACUAA
Messenger RNA from Aspergillus novofumigatus IBT 16806, 2325 nucleotides. It is a transcript of the gene hsp70, whose product is annotated as molecular chaperone Hsp70. Bases 436 to 2325 code for a protein of 629 amino acids. Gene Ontology annotation, cellular component: plasma membrane; cytoplasm; cytosol. The record is from RefSeq and is a predicted model, not a curated record. Gene Ontology annotation, biological process: protein refolding; vesicle-mediated transport; cellular response to unfolded protein. The transcript is spliced from 3 exons. Lineage: Eukaryota; Fungi; Ascomycota; Eurotiomycetes; Eurotiales; Aspergillaceae. Gene Ontology annotation, molecular function: ATP hydrolysis activity; ATP binding; ATP-dependent protein folding chaperone.